Messenger RNA from Entamoeba dispar SAW760, 597 nucleotides. Its product is annotated as rab9, putative. The coding region runs from base 1 to 597 and encodes 198 amino acids. NCBI's taxonomy places the organism in Eukaryota, Evosea, Mastigamoebida, Endamoebidae. Gene Ontology annotation, molecular function: GTP binding; GTPase activity. The transcript has 2 exons. The record is from RefSeq and is a predicted model, not a curated record.
AUGUCUUGUUGUGGAACAAACCAUGAUGAAUUGAUUGAUAUCAAAAACGAUGAGUCACGGACAUUACCUCUUUCUCAACAAUUAUCAAAAGGAAUUAAAAUUGUUGUACUUGGUGAAAUGGCAACUGGAAAAACUUGUAUUUUACAUCGAUGGAUAACAAACGAAUUCACAAAUCAAACAGCCACUGUUGGGUGUGCUUUUAAUACAAAAACAAUUUCUUAUAAAAAUAAAAUCAUCAAAUAUGAAAUGUGGGAUGCUGCUGGACAAGAACGUUAUCGUUCACUAUCACAAAUUUAUUAUCGAGAUGCUACAGUUGCACUUCUUGUAUAUGACAUUACUCGUUUGGAAACAUUUAAUGCAGUAACUGAUUGGGUUGCUGAAUUAAAACAAAACACUUCUAAUAAUGUAAUGAUUAUGAUUAUUGGUAAUAAGUCUGACUUAAAAUCUUCUCGUCAAGUAAAUUCUGCUUCAGUUAAUGAAUUUAUUCAUUCGUCUAAUUCAAAUAUCAUUGGAAAUAUCGAAUGUAGUGCUAUGACUGGGGAAAAUAUAUCUGUUAUCUUUGAUACCAUAUCGGAUAAACUGUUAUCCUUAUGUUAA